AUGCAUAAAGUUUCUGUUCUAGGGGCCGCCGGCCAGAUUGGCCAACCACUAAGUCUGCUUCUAAAGACUAGCCCAUUAGUGUCCGCAUUGUCUCUCUACGACAUUGUGCACGCCCCUGGUGUCGCCAUAGAUCUUAACCACAUCGACACCCCCGCGCCCGUCAAUGGUUUUCUCGCAGCAGACGAUGGUCUUCGUAAGGCAUUGACUGGCGCAGAUCUUGUCGUGAUACCUGCCGGCAUUGCUCGCAAGCCAGGCAUGACGCGUGACCAACUCUUCGAGACGAACGCUUCUGUCAUUCGUGAUCUUGUAACUGAGAUUGCUAAGGUGUGCCCCAAGGCAUUUGUUCUCAUAAUCACAAACCCUGUCAACAGCACUUUACCAAUUGCCGUUGAGACGCUAAAGAAACACAACGUCUAUGACCCCAAGAAGGUAUUCGGUGUUACUACCCUCGACGUUGUGAGGGCGUCUACUUUCACAGCUCAGGCACUCCAGAUCUCAGACCCUAAGUCCCUGAGAAUCCCCGUGGUGGGAGGUCACAGCGGUGCAACCAUUUUGCCUCUGCUAAGCCAGGCCAACCCUCUAGUCAAACUGACUGAUGAUCAAAGAGAUGCAAUCACCUACCGCGUCCAAUUUGGCGGCGAUGAGAUCGUCAAGGCCAAGGCCGGUGCAGGGUCAGCCACCACUUGCAUGGCAUAUGCAGGAUUUAGGUUCGUUCAGUCUAUCCUAAAGGCUGCUUCGGGGGAGAAGGGCAUUAAGGAGGAAUGCUAUCUGUACCUACCUGGCAUUCCAGGCGGAGACAAAAUAGCCAAGUCACUUGGUGUAGACUACUUUGCGGUGCCAGUUGAGUUUGGCGUUUCUGGAGCAGAGAAGGCACUGUCUGUUAGCGAAAUCUCUAAACAUGAAGAGACCUUGCUAGCUACCGCAAUAGCGGAGUUAAAGGGUAAUAUCCAGAAGGGCAUUGCAUUUUGCAGCUCGUAG
Molecule: messenger RNA, 978 nt
Organism: Pseudogymnoascus verrucosus
Lineage: Eukaryota; Fungi; Ascomycota; Leotiomycetes; Thelebolales; Thelebolaceae
Exons: 5
Coding region: 1-978 (325 amino acids)
Biological process (GO): tricarboxylic acid cycle; carboxylic acid metabolic process
Cellular component (GO): cytoplasm
Molecular function (GO): L-malate dehydrogenase (NAD+) activity
Source: RefSeq, a predicted model, not a curated record